Messenger RNA from Didymella exigua CBS 183.55, 2380 nucleotides. RefSeq names its product 1-acyl-sn-glycerol-3-phosphate acyltransferase gamma. The transcript is spliced from 2 exons. Bases 70 to 2184 code for a protein of 704 amino acids. Lineage: Eukaryota; Fungi; Ascomycota; Dothideomycetes; Pleosporales; Didymellaceae. Gene Ontology annotation, cellular component: endomembrane system. The record is from RefSeq and is a predicted model, not a curated record. Gene Ontology annotation, molecular function: acyltransferase activity.
GUCUGACACCUCAAUGAUGGGCCUCCUGGCAUCCUCUUCGACUUAUCUUUGCGACAUUUGCGAUUGAGCAUGUCGCCCGUUAUCAAGAAAAAGAAGGUUGACCUCGGCGCUGGGUUGCGUGUCUCGAAGGACAACAUCGCUGCGCAUCCCGCGGGGCCACCGAGAUAUGGCGAGUUGACGCAAGCGGAGAGGGCAUUCACGCUGGCGUCAACGUUCCUGUCUGGAGUUCUGGCCAUUAGUGCAUCCCAAUUCCUGGGAGCACCACUGAAACUGAUCGAUCCCCAGUUCUAUGAAGGGUACAUGGCCUAUACGAAAGAAUGUUUCGCCAUCCUGAUUACAUGCUUGACCCAAUGGUGGGCGCCUACUGUCGUCAGAGUUAGCGGAGACUCAAGCAUGGUUGGUCAACUCAUUCAGAAGAAAGAUGGGAGUCUGGAAUGCAAGUUUGCGGACCGUAUGGUUCUGAUGGCUAACCACCAGCUGUAUACUGACUGGCUGUAUCUGUGGUGGAUCGCAUACACCAACAACAUGCAUGGCUUUGUCUACAUUAUCUUGAAGGAAUCGCUCCGAAACAUCCCAAUCAUUGGCUGGAGUGCACAAUUCUAUAACUUCAUCUUUUUGGCCAGAAAUUGGGAAGAAGAUCAGCGCCGAUUCAAGAAGGCGCUCUCACGCCUCAACGGUGCCACUCAGCCCAUGUGGCUUAUCAUCUUUCCAGAAGGUACUAAUCUUUCCUCGACCACCCGGGAAAAGAGCAAAGCCUGGGCUACGAAGAACAAUCUGCAAGACAUGAAGCAUCAGCUUUUGCCGCGAAGCACUGGACUGCGGUUCUGCUUGAACGAACUCAAGGAUACCACAGAGUGGCUCUACGACUGCACAAUCGCGUAUGAGGGCGUACCGCCUGGACAGUUUGGACAAGAUAUCUUCACAUUACGCUCAACCUUUUUCGAAGGCCGCCCGCCGAAAUCUGUCAACAUGCAUUGGCGCCGCUUCCAUAUCUCGGACAUCCCCAUCCAAAACACGAAAGCGUUCGAAGUGUGGCUACGCAACCGAUGGCGAGAGAAGGACUACAUGCUCGAGUACUUCCAGAAGCACUCACGAUUCCCAGCUGAGAACUUCUGGAAAGACCAUCUCGAUAUGGGCGACCGCAGCUCGCAAGGCUCGCAAAGCAUACGGAGUGUCCCAAGACCGGCGGUGCAGAUCGAGACCGAAGUCAAGUCAGGCAACUGGAACGAAUUUGUCAAGAUCUUCGCCCCGAUUAGCAGCGUCUUGAUGGCUUUGACGGUUGCAUACGGAGCCAACCCUGCUGACUUGAUACCUGGCGGGAAAGAGUUCUUCGAGCAGCACAUGAAGCAACUUUUGAAUGGUGGCGGCGAGAUGGGCGGGCUUCCAAGUCCUGACCAGCUUGAGAAGAUGAUUGAAGGCGCAGCAAAACUGGGAGCAGCACAAGCUGCUGAUUCACAGCAAAUGCCGCAAGUAGCGGCACUUACACAGGAGAACCUGGCCAAGUUGGUGAAAGAGACCGCGAUUAAGAACGGCGUCGUGUUGCCCGGUGGGAUGAGACGAGCCAGUACAGCACUUCCACAAGCACCGACCAGAACUCUCGCGACACCUACGGCAGUUCCAACACGCGCGAAGAGUGCCAUUGUUACCCCGGCUUCGGCUCAGAAGUCACUCGGGGCUACAGCGAAGGCAAAGCCAGCAACUGCUGUACCUACAAAGGUAAAAGCUGCGCCCGUGAAACCCAAGGUACCCGCAAGAUCGAAACCUACACCACCCACGGGACCCAUGAAGGAAGUAGCUCUGGCAUCUGGUGUUACGAUCAAGGUUCCAGCGACAGCUGUAGAAGAACCGAAAAAGCCUGGCGCGACGACGAUCAAAACAGCCAACGGACUGACUCUCAACAUUGGGAAGAAGGACAUCGAAAAGGCGCAGGAGAAGAAGGGUGAAACAGUCAUGAGCGCUGGAGGUAUUCCGAUCAAGAUCACUUCGAGUGGUAAGAUCGAAGUCGCGAAGAAACCAGCUCGUGCAAGGUCGUGUCCCACAUCAAAGCCUGCGGCGAAGAAGGCUGCAGCGGCACCCGCAAAAGCACCGCCAAAGCUCAAUGGCACAACGAGCGCACCGAAGAAGAUCGCUACCAAGCCAUCGACUCCACAAGCGAAGGCGCCGCCAAAGCUGGCUACGAAGUAGAUGUAGAACAUUGGGAUUUAGGCACGGCGUACUAUAUAAGAGCAAAUGGCUCAGGCGUUGGAUACCCGCACAUUUCAGCAGUCACUUCACAAUUACUUGAACAUUAUAACUUCAUUGCUGUCCAUUUCUGACUACAAUCAAAAACUCACCAUACCUCAAAACGCCUACGAAGUCGUACAAAAACAUACCCCAAGUU